AUGGGAUUUGUCUGGAUGAGGCACGGGGUACCGAGGGAAGUUUUAGGCCUGCCAGAUCUGACUGAAGAGAACGAACCGCUCUUUCGUCAAAUGGUCAUUCCGUGUUUCAAACUUCCUUUUGGAAGAGCCUCGUUAUCCUUCGUUGUCGAUCGAUGCGGAGAGUACUGCUCAUUCGUGCCCUGCUAUUUUCUCAAAAACUUUUCAUCUGUGCCUGAGCAAGUGUUCAACCCCAAACUUGUGAUCAUCUCAAGUGCGCAGUCCAAGCGAGCCAAGGCCAGAAAGAUCUUACAAAUUAUCGCCGAACCCGCUACACCUCUGGCGCGAUCCUCCGGCCUCCAGCUCCACGUCGGAUUUUCUCACUGCGGCUGCAUCCUUCUGGAUAUGACGGUCUGUGUCGUAGUCGCUGUGACCGCGUAUUACGCCCUCGCAGUCGCAAGACUCGUGUACGCUUUCAGAGGUAUACCGAGGUUGCCCGAGAACUUCCCUUGCUCUUUCCCGUUGGAUCUUAUUUUUUCGAUGCGACGCUUGCGAAGAAAAUCGAAGAAGCCGCUGGAGAAAGCCAUCACUACUAAAGUAUCGAAAACAAAGAUGUAUCCACGAUGGCUCUAUAAGGCGAUGGAUGUGAUGGUUCCAAAAUGUUACGAUCAACCUGUGGUUUGUUGCAUAAUGGGACCAGUAGGAUUUGUGCUCGCAUGCACUCCUGAGAGUACCGAAGCAUUGCUGUCGAGUGUAUCCAAUGUCAACAAAGGAUUCAGCCAUCACUUUCUGAAACCCUGGUUGGGAAACGGCCUUCUCUCCAACCCUGGGGAUGCGAGCUGGAAAGUACAUCGGAAGAUGCUGACUCCAACAAUGCACUUCCGAAUCCUGGAUGAUUAUCGCCAAACAAUGAACGAAAAUGCACUCCGAUUCGUUGACAAGCUGCGACGAUUGGAUGACAAGGAGGUCGAUAUCUAUCCGAUAAUUCGCAUGUGCACCUUCAGCAUCCUCUUCGAGACCGCUCUCGGAAUACAACUGGACGAGGAUGAUUCGGAACACCUGAAUUUUCUGAGCGAUUGCGAUGAGUUGGCAGACCGGAUUCUCGCCAGGAUCAUCAACAUCCCUCAUUGGUUCGACUGGGUUUUCCGGCACACGUCGGCUGGACGCCAAAUGGACGCUGCUAGCCUGAGAAUCACCGCCUAUAUCAAUAAGGUCAUCGACAUGAAGCUUGCUGCGCAAGAAAACAAUAACGGGACAGGACAGAGUUUCAUCGAUAUCGUCAUAAAAAUGUUCCGCGACGGGCUCCUGAGCCGACAAGACGUCCGAGAUCACGUUGCGACAUUCAUAGUCGGUGGUUUUGAUACAACCGCAACAGCGAUGGCCUACACUCUCCACCUUCUUGCGCUGCACACAGACCUCCAAGAUGAGUUGUUGAGUGAGAUAGAGAGCGUCAUCACAGAUGACAAGAACAUCACCAAGGAACAGCUGAGAAUGUUGACCUUGACCGAGGCCGUCACCAAGGAAUCUAUGCGUCUGUUCCCCCCGCUCCCGAUGAUCACACGAAAUGUCUCCUCUCCCGUCCGCGUUGGCGAGCAUACAAUACCCUCCGGCACAGUUGGCCUCAUCGAUAUCUUCCAUCUCCAUCGGAACCCAAACGUCUGGGAGGAUCCACUUCAAUUCAAUCCCUCCCGGUUUUUCGGAUCGAAGAACAGACACCCUUAUAGCUUCGUCCCGUUUUCCGCAGGACCGAGAAAUUGUAUGGGCCAGAAAUUCGCUAAUCAGGAAGACAAGAUCCUCCUCGUUCACAUGAUCAAGAAUUUCAAGCUCCAUACGAGCCAAGCGACCGAAAACCUCCGAUUGAGUUUCGAUUUGAUACUCAGACCCCUCGACGGCAUAUCGAUCCGCUGCGAACCACGCGAAAUUUUUUGGCGCCCUCAGGCGGAGCAUCGGAACUUGUCGAAGGCAAGACGUGCUCCUGGAAACUAG
Galendromus occidentalis (western predatory mite) is the source of this 1962-nucleotide messenger RNA. RefSeq names its product cytochrome P450 4C1-like. The transcript has 4 exons. The coding region runs from base 1 to 1962 and encodes 653 amino acids. The record is from RefSeq and is a predicted model, not a curated record. Lineage: Eukaryota; Metazoa; Arthropoda; Arachnida; Mesostigmata; Phytoseiidae. Gene Ontology annotation, molecular function: iron ion binding; oxidoreductase activity, acting on paired donors, with incorporation or reduction of molecular oxygen; heme binding.